This is a messenger RNA of Ogataea haglerorum, 840 nucleotides long. RefSeq lists its product as uncharacterized. The record is from RefSeq and is a predicted model, not a curated record. The transcript is spliced from 2 exons. Gene Ontology annotation, molecular function: nucleobase transmembrane transporter activity. Bases 1 to 840 code for a protein of 279 amino acids. Gene Ontology annotation, cellular component: fungal-type vacuole membrane; plasma membrane. Lineage: Eukaryota; Fungi; Ascomycota; Pichiomycetes; Pichiales; Pichiaceae. Gene Ontology annotation, biological process: transmembrane transport; cytosine transport.
AUGAAUAUCAUCGGAUACUACCUGGCUAUCUACGACGCCAUCUCGCUUUCCGAGCACUUCUUCUACCUGAAGGGCUUCAGCGGCUACAACCUCGACAUCUACAACAACAAGAAGUUUCUGAACCCAGGAUACGCGGGCGCGUUCGCUUUCUGCUGCGGUGCUGCGGGUACUGCAAUUGGUAUGGACCAGACGUGUAUGCCUCCAGAAGAUCUUGCUGCCGACGGCAAAACGGGGCAGACCCCGUAUAACCAGGAGAUGAAUGUCAUCAACACAGAUAACUAUGGGGCUCUGUAUCGUCUGGUGGACGAUUUGGCGGAAGUGCUAAACGAGAACGCCAAGCUAAAACAGGAUAUUUGGGCACAGACAGAUCAGAUCUCUGCGUCACUUAAUGCUAAUUACCAGGGCCUGAUUCCGGCAGAGGACGAAAGCAGAUUUAAGUACCGCAAUCUGAAGCCCAUUGACGACACGCAGCUGUAUGCGCCUUCGCCAAAAACCAGGCGUAUCCAGGAACUGAGACUAGAGAAUCAGCAACUGGCAGACCUUCUGACAAAUAGGAAAAGAUACAACCAGGAACUGCGCGAUGCCGUUGACGACUCAGAGGAAGAUCUCCUCAAGAUUCUGGAGGUGCUGUCUCAAAAAUGCGUCGAAAUGAACAAACAACAGCUCGAAGACCAAAAACGCUACAGCGAACAAAUACUCAUCAAGAAGCAGCAGAUGCACGCCAAAUUUCUCCAACUUGCAGACAUGGACGAAAAAUUCAAACAGCUAUAUUCUCUAUUCCACCAAUUGCGCUCCUAUUUAGACGAGAACGUCGACCUACAGAUUGCUCCCCGAUCCUAG